CAAUCAAUUUCCAUUAUGAUUGCCCGACAAAGACAAACGCUGAAACGCAGCAGCAGCGUACGUAAGUCGAUUUUCUAGAAUGUUAUAAUGUUGUACCUACUUCCUAUUUGUUUUAUUUAUUGUUUUGUUCCGUUGUACUCGCGCUAGAUAAUAUUUAGUUUUCUACAUUUGUAAUUUGUUUUCCGUAUUUACACCGAUCGUGUUCUGUUCUCUGCCAUGGAUUUCUUCUAGUAAAGGUAAAUAACUAACAGCGUUAGUGUCGACAACAGUCAGUGUGUAUAGCAUACACGUUUGUUGGUGUCUGCCAUCAUCGUUGUCGGGUAUCUGUAGAUUGGUGGUGAUGUUUCGAUUUAUGUCCACGGUCUCCUAGGUGCUAUUAUUUAAUACGCUGUUCUUACCUGUUGAUCGGUGGAAAUCUUUUUGAUGAUUGCGAUCGACCUAUUUUAUUAGGUUUGUCACAAAAUACAUACCCUCUCCGGUGGUCGAGGGGACGACGACAGUCACGACGUUUCCUUCCCCCGCGUGCGUUCUUUGGUUUAUAGUUAGGUACGUGGGUUAUUUCUAGAGUUCAUUUCAGAGCGCUAAAUUCCGUUGAGUACGUCUUUCAAAUCAUUAUUAUUUUUUGACACUGUUAACCCGAUCUUAACCUUUAAUUUAUACCUAGAUUUUUUUUUUUUAUAUUUAUGUUGUAUUCUUAUUCGCUUAUUUUUAUUGUAGAAUAUUAAUUAUUAUAGUUGAUUAAAAGUGAUAUAAUGAUUAUUUUUUGUGAUCAUUUUCUAUUAUGCUAUUGACUUGAUUUGGUAGUUGAAUUCAGAUACCUAUAUAGAGAAUGUGAAAUCGAUAAUCUAUGCAUUUUUAUAUCUUAGCAAUUUACCAAAUAAUGUAUAGGUAUGUUAAAUCUUUGUAGAAACCAGAUGAAUCUAGUUAUGACAACCUUAUAUUAUUAAAUAUUCAUUUUCAUUUAAUUCAAUUAUUAAAUUUUAUUUAAUAUUGUUUCUGUUAAUAAAUUAUUUUAUCAGGUAAGUAUCUACAAUUUAUUAUAAUUUAUAGAUAAUGAUUUUAUGUUUGUAAACACUUUUUUAUAGUAUUAUUUUAUUUCAUUUUCAAUAUUUUAUAAUAUUAUAAAUGAUUUAACAACUUUUGGUUAAUUUAAGUAAAUUGGUAAAUGAUAAUUGAUACACUUGUUUGUAAAUGAUAAAAUUAGUUGUCAAAGGAAUGUUAAAAAAUACUAAGUACCUGUAGAAUUUGUAAUUUGUUAAUCAUUUAAAUUUUAUAAUCCAAGUUUCUAUGUAGGUAGAAUAUUUGAAAAACUUAAAAAUUUAAAUUACUUAAUAUACGUUAAUUACCUAUUCUUGUUAUUUAUUUGAGCAAUUAUUGCUGUGCAAUAUAAUUACACAGUGAUUAAAAAAAAAAAUAAUAAAUUAAAUUAAAUUAAAACACUUUGUAAAUCAAAUUACAUUUUUCAAUUAGUAUACUCCUAGGUAUACUAUUAUUAAAAAAUAAAAACAACAUAUGUUAUUUACUUUUAGAAGAAAAAAAAAAGAUACCUAGUCCAUAUAGUGUGAAUCCUGGAAAAAAGAACAAAAAUUGAAAAUCUUUAAAUUAGUAAUUUACAUUUAUGAUUAUUAAUAAUCUGUAAAACUGUACAUUGACAUUGGAUUCACUUGCAGCAUGAUUAUGUUCUGUUGUCACAGAAGGGUUAGUUUUUAGACUUUUUAUUGACUAUUUCUAAGUAUUUUUCCCUCAAUUUAUCCCUUUUACUUGGUUUUAUAAGUAUACCCUUUAAAGCCUCCUUUCUCGCUACCAUUAUUGGAUUUAAAAAUUUUCUAUUUAAAUGAUAUUUUUUGACUGUUGACAAAUGUUAACUAAAAAAAAACACAAUAAAAUUUACUUAAUUUUUCACGACUUACUGAAGUUAUACAUAUAUUUGAAUUUUCCCAAUUUGUAAGUUAUGUUUAACUUAAACCCUGAUUUAUAGUUUAAGUGAAUAGAACUCAAAUAAUAUAGUAACUGGAAACCUUAUCACAAUCUAAAUAAGAAACCAUGAUUUAUACUAGAUAAUUAUUAUAAAUUAUAGUAUAGUAUACUGUCAUCAUCGAUGAUUAAUAAUCGUAUAGGUAUGUUAAUUACUAAUUUAAAGAUUUUAAAUUUUUGUUCUCUUUUUUCUACUACCAUAUUUGUUACUGUAAAUCUAAUGUAAGGGUCUUUGUUAUAGGUUUUAACUUUUAACAUAUUUAUUUUCAGUAUUUAUAAUUAUUUUUAAAAUUCUUUAAAUAUAAUAUUGCUAUUUAAAUAUAUAUUUGUGUUUUUGUUCUAGAGAUUUGAAUGAAAUUAUUGCUGUGAUAUUCAAUUGAUAGUUUUUGUAUACUUAAAUUUACCUACAAGUAUCUACUACUACAAUACACCUAUAGUGGUGUUUUAUACUGAUAUAUUCGGUUUGCUGUUGGAUACGAGGAAGGAGGAGACAUAUUCGUCCCCGCAGGUGACACGUAAAGACACGACGGACGUCUACGCAGAACGCGGGGGUGCUUCUCGUGUCUUCGGAGGAAGGGACGACGCCCGUUCCGAAUCCAAUCAGCAACCGCGUUGGAUACCUCCCUCGAUAAUCAGACGCGAUGCACUCGCCCAAGAGGAAACUAAUGAUGCCGUGUUUCGCAAGGUUCGCGGCAUUCUUAAUAAACUUACGCCAGAUAAAUUUCAAAAACUGAGUGAUGAUAUUUUGCAAAUUGGCUUGAAUACCAGCGUUGUAUUGAAGGGUGUCAUAUUUUUGAUUUUCGAAAAAGCUCUCGAUGAACCUAAGUAUAGUUCUAUGUAUGCACAGCUGUGCAAACGACUCAGUGACGAGGCAUCGAAUUUCUUAAUCGAUCAAGAUCCUAACACUUUUCGAGAAUUAUUAUUAAAAAGGUGUAAGGUCGAAUUUGAUAACCGUUCUAAAGCAACUGCCGAGUUUGACAAUGACAAUGGAACUACAUUAUCUCCAGAAGAUGAAGAACGACGACAGGUUAGAUAAAUAGGAUUCAAUUGAUUUUUUAUCACUUACACAUUUUAUUAAUCAAUACAAAUGCUUAUUUCAUUCUUACAUUCUUUUUAUAUUAAUCUUAGGGUCUUGCUAUAUUUAAUUAUUUCCCUUUAAAAUUUAAAACUCAAUUGACCAUAGGACAUUUUGUCUCUUAUAUAAUUUGAAAUCAUCUGUACAAAUUUAAUGAUGAAACAAUAUAAAGUGUAUAUUGUUCCUUAUUAGUUUACUUAUAGUUAACGUUUCACCACUUAUUUUGAUGCUAUAAUCACUUGUAUGAGAUAAAGGUUUACCCAAUUUUAUUUUAUUAAAAUAUAUAUUUUAUGGUAGAUAACAUAAUACAAAUUAAACAUUAUUUUAAAUUAAUAGUUUAAUUAAACAUAUAUUUGAAUGUUUAUUUUUAAGAUUUAAUAAGAUUAAAUCAUUCAAAUUUCUUAUCAAAUGGAGAAUAAAAAUAAAUAAUGAAAAAUCUUCUCAUAUAACUUUUCACUCUCAAUAAAAUUAUAUUUCUUUCAGUUUAUUCAAACAAUAAAAUUAUCCCAUUUUCUAGUUUUAACUUGAGUUUAAGACUUAGACAAAAGAUUAACUUUGGCUGAAUAUGUCAAAUAAAAAUCGACCCCUGAUCAAUCCCAGGCAAAAAGUAUUUUUACACUUAAAAGUAAGAUUAUCUAAAAAUAAUCUAAAUACAAAAGUAAUAAUAAUGUACAAAAACCAACUUAAACUAAUUGAUCAUAUGGGAUCUGGGGAGUAGCAAAAAAAAAAAAAAAUCUAACACUUAAAAAAUCCAAAUAUUCCCAAUCAACUUCAUUAUAAAUGAUUGCAUUUGUCCAAUUAAUAUUUUAAAUCACACUUUAUACCUGUAUGUGCUAUCUCAGUCUAACUUACGUACAAUAUAGCAAAAUCUACCUUAUGCAGUCUGUGUAGAACUUGCUUAAUUUUGGUUUUAGAGUAAAAGAACCUUUUAUAAAAUUAAAAUAAUGUAUUAUUCUAGAUAUCAAGAAAGUAUAUAUUUUUUAAAAUUUUACAGUCAUUUAAAAAUCCAUGAAUUAGUUUUUAUUUUUAAGCGUUCUAUCUAGAAUAAUUAGAAUAAUAAGAAAAAUGCCCAGUUUUGCCAUCCAGAAUAUUAUCUUCUUUUAAUUUUAGAAUAAAUGAUUUUAUUCUAGAACCAAAAUCAAACGAGUUAUACACAAUUUGCAUAAGGUAGAUUUUGUUAUAUUGCCCAUUAGACUAUGACAGAACAUGCGGGUAUGAAGUCUUAUUAAAAGUUCAUACAGUAUAAGAAGUAGCAAAAAUGUCUUACAAACCACUCUAACCCACUAAUCAUUGCUCUAAACUUCCAAUCUAUUCCAGGGAAUUUUAUUAAAAAGCUAAAGCGUAACUAGAGGUUAUGCCAAUGAGUAAUUGCUUUGUCUUGUUAACCAUGCAUAACUUUUUGAUAUGUAUAUAUAUAUAUUGUAUAUGUUAAAAUAAAAGUAUAUCUGAAAGUUUGGGAAAUAAUUGUAGCAUGAUCUAUGUAAAAUAAAAUUAUCAUAAAAUAUUUUUAUUUUUAUACUUUUUGAAUGUGAUGUAGAUUUUAAUUUUUAUGAACAAUUCUUUGCUUAGGUGGCUAAGCGUAAAAUGUUGGGCAACAUACGCUUCAUCGGCGAACUUGGCAAGUUGGAGAUCGUGGCGGAACAAAUAUUGCACUUGUGCAUUCAACAGUUAUUCCCGCGGAAGUCCAAUGUCAAGGACGCGGCGGAGGACCUCGAGUGCUUGUGUCAGAUAAUGAAAACUUGUGGACGCAUAUUGGACACAGAAAAAGCAAAACCACUGAUGAAUCAGUAUUUUGAUAGAAUUGCUCAGUAUGCUGAAAAUCCUGAACUGCCUUUGAGAAUCAAAUUUAUGUUAUUGGACACCAUGCAAUUGAGAAAGGACAACUGGGUACCGCGGAAAGCUACUACCACAGAAGGUCCAAUGCUCAUGGAUCAGGUUAGUGAUUCAUUCAGUAUUUUGAACACUAAUUUAUCUAAAUAAACUCUUGAACUAAUAUCAUAUGUGCCAUUUUAAAAAAUAUAAUAAUUUCUAUAGGUCACCUUUUUUGAAAAAAAAGUAUAUUUCAUAUUCAAAUAACAAAUUUACAACAGUUAUAACAAUUUUAUCCACAGAGUACGUACCAAAUAAAAGUGAUGUUGGUAAUACAAAUUCCCAAAAUUAAAUUGUUUUCAAAAUUUUACGCCUAGAAAAGGCAAGUAUAAUUUUUCUAUCUGAAUGUUAAAAAAAGAAUAAUAAAUAUUAUACAUUUUCCUAAAUGUUGAGAAAACCGCUUGGAAAAUCAAAAAGUUACUUUCCUAAUGUAUCACCCAGGUUAAAUUUCCUUUCAGAAUAAAUACUACACUUGCCACAUCUGAGCAAGAAUUCUGGUAGAAGAAAAGUUUUUUAGGGAUAAAAAAAAAAAAAAAAACAAUAAUAAAUAAAUAAAUAUUGUAAACCAGCUUUGUUCAGAAUAUAAAAAACUCAAUUAAUUUAAAAUGCUCAUAAAUAGCUUGAAAAUUGACCUGAACACCUCUAGAAAACGCUAUUAUAGGCAUUGUGCGUAUUAUUUAACAUAAAAACUCAAUAUGAUUCAUAUUAAAUAUUUGUUUACAGGUAACUGAUAUUGUGAGUGGAGAGACAAAUGGGCAGAAUCAGAGAAACAACCAAAUGCAAAAUGUGAACCAGUCAAAAGAAAUGUUUAGGCGUUCACUAAAAAUUCGAGAUGAUAUGAUAAGUUCCACUCCGGUAUUACCAUUUAACUCGACAAUGCCAGAUAAAUUCAAUUCAAUUAAUGGUUUUACUAAUUCUGGUAAUUUUUAUAAUGUUAAUGGUCGUAAAAACCAGGGACUUUUAAAUCUUAAUUCCAGCAGCAAUAUUUAUUAUUCACCAGCUAGAGUAAACUAUACAAUUAAUACCCAGCAAAAUAUAAAUACUAAUAGCAAUAUGAACAAUAACAACAUGAAAGACCUUGGUCCUAAUAUUAAAAAGCUCUUGCGUGCGCAACAAGGUACUAAACCAGAAGAUAUGUCUUUACGGCCGCCUGCUAAUAGUAUGUUAUGUAAACCUAUUCAAAUAAAACCUCCGCCAAUAUCUAUGACUAAUAUAGGUCAAUCGAAUCAUAUAAAGUCAGAUGUACAACAAAUUCAGAUCAAACCAAAUUCACAUGAAAAACAUAAACAUUUUAAAAAAGAUAAGGGUGUUUCUAAAGAAGAAGCUAUUAAAAAAGGAUUAGAUGUUUUGGAUAAACUUGGUACUGAUCCAUCUAUGGAUGCUGUUAAAGCAGCAAAAUCAUUUGUAGAAAUCAAAGUACCGGAUAAAUUUUUAGCAGAUGUCAUGUAUGUCCUUCUUUUUGAUAGACUUCGCAAACGAGUAGAUUUGGAUGAAGAAUUAUUACUCCGUUUUAUUCAAGAGACCAAGAAACAAAAUAUUGUUUCUGAAGCAAUUGCCAUUGAUUGCCUAAAACAUUUUGUAUUGAAAGGGCCUGAAUAUGAGUCUGAUGAUGAUAAAACAUUAUACAAACGUUUUUCGAAAUAUGCUGGUGAAAUUUGCCAAAAUGUGACCUCUAUAACAGAAAUUGCAAAAGUAUCAGAAAAUGGUAAAAGAUAUCCAGCAUUUUUAAUGGUUCUCCAAGAGUUGAAUGAAGUUAUUGGAAAAAACAAAUUAACAGCAGUAUUUAAAGAAAGCAAAGUCAAUAUACUAAAUACAUUACCUGAGUCGUUAAGAACUAAAGAACAGCUUGCAGACAUUUUACAAGAACGCAAUUUAACUUUCCUUUUUCCAUUGUUAUGCAUACAGUCUGACUUAUGGAAACAAAUAACUAGUGAUUCAAGUCCGACACAAUUUUAUAAAUGGAUCAAGGAAAAUUUAGACCCUGCUCAUUAUACUGAUCCGGGUUUUAUAACUGCAUUAACUACAGUUAUGGCAAAAUUUAUAACACAGGAGACCAAUAGUACUGAAUUGAAUGCCCCUAAAUCAGAUCUAGAGAAAGAAAAGAGCCUCUUGGAGAAAUUCAAGCCAAUUAUGAGAACAUUUUUUGAUAACCGCAUUGAUUUACAAAUGAAUUCUAUUUAUGCAUUGCAAAUGUACUUCUAUUCACUUGAUUUUCCAAAAGGUUUGUUGCUAAGAUGGUUUAAUCUGAUGUAUGAGUUAGAAAUUAUAGAGGAAGAAGCAUUCUUUAAAUGGCGUGAAGAUGUAACAGAUGAAUAUCCUGGUAAAGGCAAAGCAUUAUUCCAAGUAAAUACAUGGUUGACUUGGUUGGCUGAAGCAGAAUCUGAAGAUGAAGAAGAUGAUGACGAUUAAACUUUUAAUUGAACUAAUAAAAUAUCAUUCUACUCUGGUUUUUGGUUCUCUUGUAGCUGUGUUUUUUUUUUCUACAUUACUAUUUUAAUUUCUUUUGUGUGAGCCCUUGAUUUGGCAUUUAAAUCAUUUAUACUGCCACUAGAAUUUCGCUAUUAGUAUAGUUAUUCAAUAUGACACUCCAUUAAAUAAAAUGACAACCUUCAUGUUAUAAUUUUUAAACCAUCUACAGGAAACUGAAAAAUUAUGUGUUACACUCAAAAUUAUAUAUCUCAUUUUAUUUAUUUUGCUUAUGAUUUGUUUUUGAUGAUAAAGUAUUAAUUUAAUAGAUUCUCAUAUUUAUAUAUCAUUCAUGUUUAAAAAAAAAAAUAGUUUCUAUAAAUAAAUGUGUUAGACAGUAUUAUUGUUAAUCUAAAUAGUAGUGAAUCAAAAAAAUAUUAUUGAAAAGUCCUAAAAACUUAUAAUAUUAUAUGUUUCAUAACUACUAGUGGUUAAAAAAAAAAAAUUGUAGGGCCACUUUCACUAACAUAAAUGUUUGUCUUUCAACCAAUUUCAGUUGGUUAUCACUUUAUCAGUAAUAAUAUAUAAUAAGUUAAAAAAUCAAAUGUCUUCAUUUAUGUUAAAAAGAGUGGCUCUUAGACUGAUUUUUAAUAAAUAGAUCCAUUCAUGCACGAACUAUUACUAUUGUUGAAAAAUAAUAUAACAAAUAUUAUGUUUUAAAUAGCUAAUAAUUGUUGAAACACGUGUGUUAAUAUUUAGAUUUUUACAAUUUUUCAAUGUUAAAAAAACACCAUUUUGUAAAAUUCUGGUAACUUUUUUAAUACCAUUCCAUGCAAUAUAUAGUUUUGAAGUUUACAAUUUAUUUUAUUGCUUAAAAUUUCCUGUUUGACCUUGUGUAUUUUUUUUAUUUUUAUUUCUUUUGUGUAUUAUGAUCUGUCAAAUUAAAAUUUUCUUUAUUGCUAAGUAUGCCGCCUACCCUUGUCCAAACAUAUUAACAUUAAUAAUAUUAUUUUUAAUAAUAAUACAGAUUUAUUGUUCACUAGUUCAUAUGUUAUUUGUAAAUGAAAAAUUCUUGGUUCUCAUCAAACUAUUAGGUAGUUCCAUACUAGGUUUUAAUGUCUCAAAAAUAAUCCUUUUUGAAUUUUAAGUACAGUAUUCAUUAUUAAUCAUAAGCACUUGAUUUAUUUCAUACAAUUAUUAUAAAUUAAUAUCUGUAAGUAGUUGAUAUUUUAAUUUUAAUGAAUAAUGUGUCAAUAAAUAAGUAAUACGAUUCAAUUUUUCAUAAAAUAAAUUAAUAAGCUAAUUAAAUUAAUCACACCUAAUAUAUAUGUGUGUUAAUUUUUAAUAAUUAUAAUAUUGUAAUUAUGGAGCAGUUUCAUAAAAUUGAACUUUUAGUUGGCUUUCCUGUAUUGAAUUUUUAC
Messenger RNA from Cinara cedri, 8745 nucleotides. Lineage: Eukaryota; Metazoa; Arthropoda; Insecta; Hemiptera; Aphididae. The record is from the annotation of a GenBank genome assembly.